Messenger RNA from Mytilus trossulus (common blue mussel), 396 nucleotides. RefSeq lists its product as uncharacterized. The transcript has a single exon. The coding region runs from base 1 to 396 and encodes 131 amino acids. The record is from RefSeq and is a predicted model, not a curated record. NCBI's taxonomy places the organism in Eukaryota, Metazoa, Mollusca, Bivalvia, Mytilida, Mytilidae.
AUGUCUACAAGCGAACAACCAACACCAACAGCCAAUUCACCAGAUAUUUCUACAGGCGAACAACCAAAAUCAACAGCAAGUUCACAAGAUAUGUCUACAAGCGAACAACAAGCAUCAACAGCCAAUUCACCAAGUAUUUCUAAAAGCGAACACCCAAAAUCAACAGCAAGUUCACCAGAUAUGUCAACAGGCGAUACACCAGCAUCAAUAGCAAGUUUACCAGAUAUGUCAACAGGCGAUCAACCAACAUCAACAGUCAUUUCAUCAGAUAUGUCUACAAGCGAACAACCAACAUCAACAGUCAAUUCACCAGAUAUGUCUACAAGCGAUCAACCAGCAUCAACAGCCAAUUCACCAGAUAUUUAUACAACCGAACAACCAACAUCAACAGCUUGA